Messenger RNA from Dioscorea cayenensis subsp. rotundata (Guinea yam), 3022 nucleotides. RefSeq names its product urease-like. Gene Ontology annotation, cellular component: urease complex. The record is from RefSeq and is a predicted model, not a curated record. Lineage: Eukaryota; Viridiplantae; Streptophyta; Magnoliopsida; Dioscoreales; Dioscoreaceae. Gene Ontology annotation, molecular function: urease activity; nickel cation binding. Gene Ontology annotation, biological process: urea catabolic process.
UUCACGCAUUUUCGCAAACAUAUUUGAGUGCAUAGCUUCACAGCAAGAAUGUUAUUUACUCAUCGUGAUUAGUAUUGCACAACGACAACUGAUCCCGAGGCAGUGGGGGGCUGUAAACGGAAAAGCGAGGACAGCAAGGGGGGGAAAUGGAAGACGAACGCAGAGAUGCCCUGAUUCUCUGGGGAGAAGCAGAGGAGGCUCAGCUGGACGUCUAGGGUUUUCUUGGCGUUCUCCUCAGAUCAGGCAUUUCAACGAGCAAGUUGGAAGCAUGAGGUUGACACCGAGAGAGGUCGAGAAGUUGGGCCCGAGAGAGGUUGAGAAGUUGGCACUGCACCAGGCUGGGUUUCUUGCUCAGAAGCGCUUGGCUCGUGGCCUACGCCUCAAUUACACUGAGGCUGUCACUCUUAUAGCAACUCAGAUUCUGGAGUUUGUUCGUGAUGGCGACAAGACUGUUGCAGAGUUAAUGUGCAUUGGGAAACAGCUUCUUGGGAGGCGACAAGUUCUUCCAGCUGUUCCACAUCUUCUAGAUAGAGUUCAGGUUAAUGGUACAUUCAUGGAUGGAACAAAGCUGAUCACCAUACAUGAUCCUAUUGCAUGUGAUAAUGGCAAUCUGGAGCUGGCAUUACAUGGCUCAGUUUUCCCCGUUCCUUCACUUGAUAAAUUUGUGGUGGAUGUAGCUGAUUGUGUUCCUGGUAAAUUCAUAUGUCGAUGUGACGAGAAGAUCAUCCUAAAUGUUGGACGUAAGAUUGUUAGAUUGAAAAUUGUAAACAAGGCAGACAGGCCUAUUCAGAUAGGAAGCCAUUAUCACUUCAUUGAGGUGAACCCCUACCUGGUUUUUGAUAGAAGAAAGGCUUAUGGUAUGCGGUUAAAUAUAUGUGCAGGGACUGCUACUCGAUUUGAGCCAGGGGAUACCAAAUACGUCACCCUUGUCAGCAUUGGAGGUGAUAAAAUUAUUAGAGGUGGAAAUGGCAUUGUGGAUGGCCCUGUUGAUUAUUCCAAGCUUGAUGAAGUGAUGGACGAUGUGAAAGCUAAAGGGUUUGGGAAUGAAGAAGAACCAGAUGCAAGUGAAGGUGUUAUUGGGGAAUUCGAUCGACAUGAUGGCAGCCAUUGUCCUCUUGAAAUUAUAGAAGUUUCACGUGAAGACUAUGCAAAUAAGUAUGGGCCCACUACUGGGGACAAGAUAAAGCUUGGCGACACUGAAUUAUAUGCAGAAAUUGAAAGGGAUUUUGCAGUUUAUGGUGAUGAAUGUGUAUCUCGAGGUGGAAAGGUUUUGCGUGAUGGAAUGGGACAGGCAGCAGGCUGUCCAACCUCAGCAUGCAUAGAUACUGUUAUCACCAAUGCUGUAAUUAUUGACUAUACAGGAAUAUACAAGGCUGAUAUUGGGAUCAAAGGAGGAAAUAUUAUUGCUAUUGGAAAGGCUGGGAACCCUGAUAUCAUGGAUGGUGUUUUAAGACAUAUGAUUGUUGGGGUUAGCACUGAAGUUAUCGCAGGAGAAGGCAUGAUUGUAACUGCUGGGGGCAUAGAUUGUCAUGUGCACUUCAUAUGUCCUCAGUUGGCACAAGAGGCUAUAGCAAGUGGUAUCACUACACUUGUGGGAGGUGGGACAGGACCUGCAGAUGGAACUCGUGCCACUACUUGCACAACAGCCCCAUGUCAUAUGCAGUUAAUGCUGCAGUCAACUGAUGACCUGCCAAUCAAUAUCGGAUUCACUGGCAAGGGAAAUAGUGCUAAACCAGAAGGAUUAAUGGAAAUUGUCGAGGCAGGUGCUAUGGGUUUAAAGCUUCAUGAGGACUGGGGAAGCACUCCUGCUGCUAUAAAUAAUUGUUUGGCAGUUGCUGAGAUAUUUGACAUCCAAGUUAACAUCCAUACAGACACUUUGAAUGAAUCUGGCUGUGUGGAACACACCAUUGAUGCCUUUAAGGAUAGAACAAUCCACACUUACCACAGUGAAGGUGCAGGUGGUGGUCAUGCUCCAGAUAUCAUCAAAGUUUGUGGUGUGAAAAAUGUCUUGCCCUCAUCAACAAAUCCAACCCGACCUUUUACUUCAAAUACUGUAGAUGAGCACCUUGACAUGCUGUUGGUAUGCCAUCACCUCUGUAAAAACAUCAAGGAAGAUGUGGCCUUUGCAGAGUCUCGUAUACGUCCGGAGACAAUUGCUGCAGAAGACAUCUUGCAUGAUAUGGGUGCCAUUAGUAUUAUAGCUUCUGAUUCACAGGCUAUGGGCCGUGUUGGAGAGGUAAUUACUCGAACAUGGCAAACAGCUCACAAGAUGAAAGUGCAGAGAAGAUUAAUUGAACCAAAUGGGUGUGAAAACGAUAACUUCCGAAUCAAACGCUAUAUAGCAAAAUAUACCAUAAAUCCAGCCAUAGCUAAUGGAUUUUCUAAUUAUGUCGGUUCUAUAGAGGUUGGAAAAAUUGCUGAUCUUGUCAUGUGGAAACCUUCUUUCUUUGGUGUCAAACCAGAAAUGGUGAUCAAAGGUGGUGUGAUUGCAUGGGCCAACAUGGGUGAUCCAAAUGCUAGUAUUCCUACACCUGAACCGGUAAUGAUGAGGCCGAUGUUUGGUGCAUUUGGAAAGGCUGCAAGCGUUAACUCUAUUGCUUUUGUGAGCAAGGUUGCGAAAGAAGCCGAUGUAGGAACCAAGUAUGGUCUCAAAAAGCGGGUGGAAGCUGUCGGUAAUGUUCGCGGGCUGACAAAGCUAAACAUGAAGCUCAAUGAUGCUCUCCCAAAGAUCAGUGUCGACCCCGAAUCCUACAUAGUGACAGCCGAUGGAGAGAUUCUCAAAUGUGAUCCAGCCUCAUCGGUCCCCUUGUCCAGAAACUACUUCCUCUUUUGAUCAGCUGUUGGGUUUGAUCCUCUUCACUUUGAAAGGCCAUUGGUUUGCGGAGAAAUGAUGAGAAACGCCAAAAUGGCAAAGACGUGUUGUGUGGUUAAGUAAGGUAUCCUUUUCUUUUCUUUUUUUUUUCAUUUUAAGAAAAUGUUCCUCAUCUUUAAUAAUUGGUAGUACAUUUAAUCUUUAUUUUCA